Molecule: messenger RNA, 351 nt
Organism: Miscanthus lutarioriparius
Lineage: Eukaryota; Viridiplantae; Streptophyta; Magnoliopsida; Poales; Poaceae
Source: the annotation of a GenBank genome assembly
AUGGGCGAGGUCGAGGACUGUUGUCCCGUGAUCGAUGGAAGAAAAGAGAUAAUUGGAAAGGGGAGAACUAGUCUCGAGGAGGUGGAGGAACUAGAGGAUGAGGAUGUGAUGGAGAUCUCACCGGCUCAGUUCACUCCCAGGAAAAGGAGGGCAGUCAAGGUGAAGGAACAGUUGGAUGACAAGUUCCUGAGGCGCAGUAAGAGGAAUGGAGUGAAGCUUGAUGGCUACAAGAGCCCCCGGAAGGAAGUCCCAGCACCUGUGCCCCUUGCCAUGAUCCCUGCAACGGCAUCUGCUCCAGCUCCUCACCUGACGAAGGAAAUCGUGGAGGGGAUUGCUACUGGCUUCCUCUAG